Messenger RNA from Trifolium pratense (red clover), 1825 nucleotides. RefSeq names its product cytochrome P450 CYP73A100-like. NCBI's taxonomy places the organism in Eukaryota, Viridiplantae, Streptophyta, Magnoliopsida, Fabales, Fabaceae. The record is from RefSeq and is a predicted model, not a curated record. Bases 101 to 1699 code for a protein of 532 amino acids. The transcript is spliced from 2 exons. Gene Ontology annotation, molecular function: heme binding; iron ion binding; oxidoreductase activity, acting on paired donors, with incorporation or reduction of molecular oxygen.
CCCCCAACAUAUAUAUAAACAAACUCAUUUCCUUAAUCAAAUCAAACCCAACACAAUUCUCCAUCCAUUCAAAAAAUAUUAUUUCAUCACAAAUCAAAACAUGGGUCUCCUUCAAAUCACAAAAAAAUCAAUCUUUUUCACUCUUUUUGCUAUACUCAUUCCAAUAAUUACUACAAAACUCUUUUCUUCAUAUUCAUCUCUAUCAACUUCAAUUGCUAGUGUCUCUCUCAUAAUCUUAUUGUCAUACAUAUACUUAACUCAUUCCAAGCAAAAUUCUUCACCUCCAAGCCCUUUUUCUGUUCCUAUAUUUGGAAAUUGGCUUCAAGUUGGCAAUGAUCUUAAUCAUCGUAUUCUUGCAUCCAUGUCACAAACUUAUGGAUCACUUUUCCUACUCAAACUUGGUUCCAAAAACUUGGUUGUUGUCUCUGAUCCAAACCUUGCAACACAAGUACUUCAUUCACAAGGUGUCGAAUUCGGUUCUCGUCCUCGUAAUGUUGUCUUUGAUAUCUUCACUGGUAAUGGACAAGACAUGGUUUUCACUGUCUAUGGUGAUCAUUGGCGUAAAAUGCGAAGAAUCAUGACAUUGCCAUUUUUCACUAACAAAGUUGUGAAUAAUUAUAGUAACAUGUGGGAACAAGAGAUGGAUUUAGUUGUGAAAGAUCUUAAGGCUAAUGAGAUUGUUAGAAGUGAAGGGAUUGUUAUAAGAAAACGUCUUCAAUUGAUGUUGUAUAAUAUCAUGUAUAGAAUGAUGUUUGAUUCCAAAUUUGAGUCUCAAGAAGAUCCUUUAUUCAUUCAAGCUACAAGGUUUAACUCUGAGAGAAGCCGUUUGGCACAGAGUUUUGAGUACAAUUAUGGUGAUUUUAUACCUUUGCUUAGGCCAUUUUUGAGAGGGUACCUUAACAAGUGCAAAGACUUGCAAACUAGGAGGCUUGCAUUUUUCAACAACUACUUUAUUGAGAAGAGGAGAAAAACAAUGGCAGCCAAUGGGGAGAAGCAUGAGAUAAUAUGUGCAAUUGAUCACAUAAUAGAUGCUGAGAUGAAAGGAGAAAUAAGUGAAGAGAAUGUGACUUACAUAGUAGAAAACAUAAACGUUGCUGCAAUAGAGACAACACUAUGGUCAAUGGAAUGGGCAAUAGCUGAGUUAGUGAAUCAUCCAAAAGUCCAAACCAAAAUACGCGACGAGAUAUCAGAAGUGCUUAAAGGCGAACAAGUUACAGAAUCAAAUCUACACCAAUUACCAUAUUUACAAGCCACAUUGAAAGAAAUAUUAAGGUUGCAUACACCAAUACCACUAUUAGUACCUCACAUGAAUCUUGAAGAAGCUAAGUUAGGAGAGUAUACUAUUCCUAAAGAGUCUAAGGUAGUUGUUAAUGCAUGGUGGCUUGCAAAUAAUCCAUUAUGGUGGGAAAUACCAGAAGAGUUUAGGCCAGAGAGAUUUUUGGAAGAGGAAAAUGGAAUUGAUGCUGUUGCUGGUGGAGGGAAAGUUGAUUUUAGAUUUGUGCCAUUUGGUGUUGGAAGAAGAAGUUGUCCUGGAAUUAUACUUGCAUUGCCAAUAUUGGGAUUGGUUAUUGCAAAGUUGGUGUCAAAUUUUGAGAUGAAUGGUCCAAAUGGGACUAAGAUUGAUGUUAGUGAAAAAGGUGGACAAUUUAGUUUGCAUAUUGCUAACCAUUCCACUGUUUUGUUCCAACCAAUUCAUUAGAAGCUUCAAGAUGUCUUAACCUACCAAUGUUUUCUUACAAGGAUUUGUUUCUUUUUUUUCUAUUUUGAUUUUUGCAUGUAAUGUUUCAUUAUAAAGCCACUUUCAAUUCAGGUGUUAUUACUACUA